This is a messenger RNA of Cryptomeria japonica (Japanese cedar), 1305 nucleotides long. RefSeq lists its product as uncharacterized. The record is from RefSeq and is a predicted model, not a curated record. NCBI's taxonomy places the organism in Eukaryota, Viridiplantae, Streptophyta, Pinopsida, Cupressales, Cupressaceae. Bases 1 to 1305 code for a protein of 434 amino acids. The transcript has 3 exons.
AUGAUACAUAAAGAGUUCCCUAGAAGGGAAGAAAAGGAAGGUGUCAAGGAUUGGGAACCUCCAAUUAUUCACUGUACACAUGAUAACAAUUAUGAUUUUUAUGACCCUUUUUUAGGUGUUAGUUUUGAGGAGCAACAAUAUAGGCAUCUCAGAAGCCAACAAGAGGAAGAUGACUCAAAAUGGAAUACUUUUGUCCUCGAGAUAGCAUAUAUAAGUGCCCAGGAACUAGGAUUGGCUCGUGCUUUGAAGAGACAACCUGAUGAAAUCUUAGCAAAGCUGAGUAUAGAAAGGAAUAUCAUUAUUGAAAACAGUAGUGAAAAUUCAAAAGAAAGUAAGGAUGGAACAAGUGAAUCCAAGGAAACUACUAUCCCUAAAUACAACCCCCCAUAUAGAAAAGGAGUUGAUCAAUGCUUCACAAGCUUUCAUAAUCCUUUAUAUGAACAAGGGAGUAGAGAAGGAAAUAGAGGACAUCAUAAUGAACAUGAAAGAGGUGGUUGGAGAAAAGAUACGCAUUAUAGGGAAGGAAAUGACUAUGAUGGCACUAGACAAAGGAACAAUAAUGGAAAUAAUGGUGGCAAUAAUAAUGGCAAUCAUGGGACUGGUAAUGGUGGAAACAACAGUAAUUAUAAUAAUAAUGGAGGUAAUAACAAAAACAAUAAUAACAAUGGGGGUAACAAUGGAAAUCAUGGUAACAAUGGUGGUAAUAAUAAUUAUGGAGGAAAUGGAAAUAAUAGAAAUAAGAACGUUGGAAAUCUAAAUUCACAGAAUAAUAAUCAAGGAUAUAGACGACCUACGAUUAUUGAAAGAUACAGACAAUUGGAUUUCACUGGCAUUAUUGGUUAUCCAAAUAAAAUCCCAAAUGAUUUAAGGCCUGAUACUUUACAACAAGCUUUCAUAACAGUUGUUACCAUUGAGAAUAACAUGAGAGUUGCUGGGAAGGGAAGAGAUGAGGAUUCAUCUAAGGAGGAGAAAAAAUAUGAUGUGCAUCAAAGAAGGAAGAAUUUGCAAUAUAGUAUACAACAGGUCUUUUCUGAUGAUGAUGAAGAUACCCCUACCUUGAGAAAAUUGUUUAAAGAGGAAGGAGUGCCUUCUUUGAGAAACUUGACUGAAGAGGAGAAGAAAGCUUUCACGAUUGCAGCUGUAGAACAAGUGAAAAGCAAUUAUCAGGUGAGAAAUAGGAAUGUCAAUAAUGAGCAUGGUAAGCCAACAUGCAUUUUUGCCAAGGUCACAAAAUCAAAUGGGACCAAUAACGACACAACCAAGGGCAAAGAUACAAGUGCCAAGAAAGGGAAAGAAGUAGAAUAG